UUGGCCCCGGGUUGGGGGCAGGGGUGUUACUUGGGUUCCCAGGUUGGAAGAUUAGCUCACUCGGCCCUAGCUAUAUAAGCUGAUCAGAGGAGGGGGGCUCCCCAGGGCCGACUCAACGUUUCAUCCCCCAGGAGGAAAACAGACAGACGAACUUCAGGUCAACAUGAUGGUUCUGAAAGUAGAAGAGCUGGUUACAGGGAAGAAGAAUGGCAGUGGGGAUGCUGGGGAGUUCCUUCCUAAGGAUUUCAGAGACGGAGAGUAUGAAGCUGCUGUCACUUUAGAGAAGCAAGAGGACCUGAAAACACUUCCAGCCCACUUUGUGAGCCUGCGGGAGCAACAGUGGAAAACUGAGAAACAGCGAGAGGCAGAGCUCAAGAAGAAAAAACUAGAACAAAGAUCAAAGCUUGAAAAUUUAGAAGACCUUGAAAUAAUCAUUCAACUGAAGAAAAGGAAAAAAUACAGGAAAACUAAAGUUCCAGUUGUGAAGGAACCUGAACCCGAAAUCAUCACAGAACCUGUGGAUGUGCCUAGUUUUCUGAAGGCUGCCCUGGAGAAUAAACUGCCAGUAGUAGAAAAAUUCUUGUCAGACAAGAACAAUCCAGAUGUCUGUGAUGAGUAUAAACGGACAGCUCUUCAUAGAGCAUGCUUAGAAGGACAUUUGGCAAUUGUGGAGAAGUUAAUAGAAGCUGGAGCCCAGAUUGAAUUCCGUGAUAUGCUUGAAUCCACAGCCAUCCACUGGGCAAGCCGCGGAGGAAACCUGGAUGUCUUAAAACUGUUGCUGAACAAAGGAGCAAAAAUCAGUGCGCGGGAUAAGUUGCUCAGCACGGCGCUGCACGUGGCGGUGAGGACCGGCCACUACGAGUGCGCAGAGCAUAUCAUCGCCUGCGAGGCGGAACUCAAUGCCAAAGACCGAGAAGGAGAUACCCCCCUGCAUGACGCCGUGAGGCUGAACCGGUACAAGAUGAUCAGACUCCUGAUCAUGUAUGGCGCCGACCUCAACAUCAAGAACUGUGCUGGAAAGACCCCGAUAGAUCUGGUGCUACAGUGGCAGAAUGGAACCAAAGCAAUAUUUGACAGCCUCAAAGAGAACUCCUACAAAGCCUCUCGCAUAGAGACAUUCUGAGAAAAACGACGAUAGAAGCUUCCAUUGGCUGCUCUUCACCGCCCCGAAGAGCAACUCAUCAUGAAAACCAGCUUCUCUUUAUCAACCUGUUGUAAAGUGGCACCUAAUUAUGUUUUGAGAAAGCACAGGGACGUAGGUAUUGACAUUUCCCUUAGUGAAACCCACUCUAUUUAUUUGUAUUUAUUACUGUUUAUUUAUUUAUUUACUGCGAUACCACCGACAUUCAGAUCCUUCGUGAUCACCCAUUUGGAGAACAAGCUUAGUUUGUAUGGGAUGCGUCAGAGCCUCUUCCCAUAGGUAGCUCUUAAACCGUGUUAACCAGAAGUGCUGUCAGUGCCGACUUACGUGUCACCUCGCUCAUGGAAGAUGUAUCAAGGUGUUUUUGAAAGACAAAGGGGAUUAUUGCACCCCUCUUUUCUCCUGAAUUUUUCAUGCUGAAGUGUGAGGCCACGGAAAGCCUGUAGGGACAGGAAAGGAAACAGAAUGAAAGUGAUUCUGUGAGGACAGUAAACCCGGCCAUUCGACGCCUGGGCCUGGUAAUUCUUACUAGGUCACACACUGUACGUACCAAGGUAAAGAGAAUGUCUUGAGUGUAAGUGGAAGGAGCAGGCCGCUGGGCCGUGCAGAACUGAAUGAGUUCAAAAAAGAUGAAAGUAACUGCCAAUUGUAAAUGUGUAAAUGUAUAUUAUGCUGUAUGUAUAUUUUAUGUUCAUAAUAAAAGCAAAUCCUAACCCUC
This is a messenger RNA of Physeter macrocephalus (sperm whale), 1859 nucleotides long. RefSeq names its product ankyrin repeat domain 1 (gene ANKRD1). The record is from RefSeq and is a predicted model, not a curated record. Gene Ontology annotation, molecular function: protein binding. The transcript is spliced from 9 exons. The coding region runs from base 164 to 1123 and encodes 319 amino acids. Lineage: Eukaryota; Metazoa; Chordata; Mammalia; Artiodactyla; Physeteridae.